AGGCGGUUGACAGGAUGCUGAACGCGGAUCGCCUCUCUCAGCCGGGGCUCGAGUAUCUGGCCCAAAGGCAUGUCAUUACUUAUAUGGAAGAUGCAGUGAGUCAACUACUAGAAAGCAAGGAAGAUAUUGGUCAAUAUGGCAUUGCCAGAUUCUUCACUGAAUACUUUAAUAGUGUGCGUCAAGGAACUCAUAUUUUGUUCCGAGAGUUCAACUUUGUCCAAGCUACACCCCAUAAUAGAACAUCCUUUCUAAGGACUUUUUGGCAAUGCUUCAGGACAGUGGGGAAAAAUGGAGACUUGCUGACUGCCAAGGAGUACCACUGCUUACUGCAACUCCUUUGCCCUGACUUUCCUGUGGAGCUUACUCAGAAAGCAGCAAGGAUUGUUUUAAUGGAUGAUGCUGUGGACUGUUUGAUGUCUUUUUCAGACUUCCUGUUUGCCUUCCAGAUCCAGUUUUACUACUCAGAGUUUAUUGAAAAUGUGGCCGCCAUCUAUCAAGAGCUGUUGACAGGUAAAAAUCCAAACACCGUGAUUGUGCCUACGUCAUCUUCUGGACAGCAUCGUUCGCGUCAAACUCUCAGUGAGUGCAGUCCAGUCGAUGGGGUGGAGGCAUCUGCAUUUUACCAGUGCCUUGAAUCAUUAUGUGACAAAUCUAAAUACAGCUGCCCCCCAGCCACUGUUCUCAAGGAAAUUCUGAGCAAUGUACAGAGAGUAACUUUCUAUGGAUUUCUGAUGGCUCUUGCAAAGCAUCAUGGGAUCAACAAAGCUCUCGGAGCUCUCCCUGAGAAAGCAGAGUUGCUGUUUGACCCAGUUAUGGAUCAGGAAUUAGAGAAACUAAUUGCAUCAAUUUCAGGCCUUUCAGUAUCCAAUUCUAGUGCAAGUGGGGAUGCAACUAACUUGCCUUCUCGUGCUUCACCACGCAUCUGUUCCCUUUGGAGGCCGCUCCACCACCGUCGGAAAGUGGAUACUGAAAGCGAUGGCUCCACAGAAGAGACAGAUUCUUCAGAGAACUGAUUAAAUUAAUAUACAAUGGUUAACAGGUCCUUAUACCCCGAAGUGUUGGAUUUAAGGAAAAGGGAGAUGGGAGACCUAUUGCAAUUGUAGGACCAUACUGCUCUCUUGUGGCAAAUAUGCCAUAUUGAUUGAAAUACGAGAGCAUUUGUUUCAGUGUUAAGAAAUUUAAAUUCUAUGUAGAGUUUGCAUCACUAUCCUUUGAUCUCUGUUGUACACACAAGAUUUUACCUUCUCCCGUCAUAUGAACCCUUUAUUAUACUGCUUGGUAUUAACGUAUUUUAUGAAAGUCCAGAUCAGAAAGGAAAAUGCAUGGCUCAGAGGGAUAGGUAAUUUUUUUCAUCGUGGGUUCAGGAUGAGGCCUGUGAAGUGUGAACUAUGUAUAGAAAAUAAAGAAUGUUGCAGAUUUGAGAUUUCUUGCAUCAUAAGUUAUAUUACAAAAAGUAGCAACUGCAUCAUUUGCUAUUCAGAUGUCUUUUGAAAGGACAUAAGUAGUACUAAAGAAUUACGACGAAAUAUUUUUCUUUCAUUCCUUGGGAAGUGAAGUAUAAAUGUUAUACAGUUGAAACUACAAGGCAAUAUUUCUUGCAGUCAAAAAAUAGUCAUCAUAAUGUUAUAGAAUACUUCUAGAAGGUUCGUUUUUUUAAAAAAUAAUAAUAACAUACAUGAUAACCUUAGCUUUACUUUAAAUCUAAUUUUCGUUCUUAGAGCUUAGUAUAGAAAAUACGAUGGAGGGGGUGAUUUCUAACAACACAUUUUAUAUUAUUAUUUGGAGCCCAGGAAAAUAAGAACUGCAAGAAAAUGAGAACACAAGAAUCCAGUCUGAUUUAUUGGAGAGGAGGAAGAUUCCAUCUCUCUCACCUUUAAAACCCCAUAAAGCAGUGCCAUAAUGUUGGCUGCAUAUCACUUAUGAAUAUUUUGAUGAAUUUCAAAUACAGAGAUGACCCAAGCAGGGGAAACCUCUUCUAAUCUCUUGAGUGAAAAAGCAGUGGUCUGAUGAGCUCUGCAAACUCCUUGCUCAGGAACUGAGCAAACAAUUUUAAAUCUGCAACACUUGAAACGGGAGAGGCUAUUUUCAGAAUCCUAUGAACACAAAGGAGAAGCAAGCAAAGGGGGAAAUUUCUGGUCAGUCCAUGCAGGCAUUUAUUUUCAUAGGAAGUGCACAAGGCAUAAGCAGAUUAAUUGCACUAAUGAGUUACACUAAUGUGAAAGUGGGUAACCCCAAAGGGCAUUGGUAACCUCAGCUGCCUCUAGCAAGUUUACCUCACUGAAACUCAAGACAUCAUUUCAGUGUAUUCUUGGUGAUUACUCUUCCUAUUAAACAACUGGUUUGUCGUCUUAGGGGACACACUGUAUUUGGUGGCAGUUUCCAGAUAAACCCACAGUGCAGCAGCAACAAUCAUGCAAUUUGAAUGCAAAAUGGUUACAACAGUAAGCACCAUUUCACAAGGAAAUAAUUCUCCCACUCUGUUGAAAUGAGAAUA
This is a messenger RNA of Pseudonaja textilis, 2494 nucleotides long. RefSeq names its product centriolar satellite-associated tubulin polyglutamylase complex regulator 1 (gene CSTPP1). NCBI's taxonomy places the organism in Eukaryota, Metazoa, Chordata, Lepidosauria, Squamata, Elapidae. The record is from RefSeq and is a predicted model, not a curated record.